CUCUUUACUUGCUGUCAGAUUAGAGUUUAAUCCGGGGAGGAGGACGCUCUGUCAAGACGGUACCUGAACCUUGGAAGGAGUGCCUCCAUCUGUGCGCACGAAGUAAACCCAUUCUGCGAGUUAAUUUAAUUUUUUCAAACAAAUAUUAAGGCAAACAAGAUGAGAACAGGUCCUUCUACUUCUGCUUCUCCUCUGACUUACCGGUGAUAAAUUAAGAUGUUAGCUGGCUAACUAGCUGUAAAGGAAGAACUAAAUCCGAUUAGCUGCUUAACGCCAUUUGGUGAUUUAUAAAUAGAGAUAUGUGUUGUUUUUAAAACUAUUAUUACUUGAUAAUUAGCAUAGCAGAUAAUUAGUAGUUAAUUAGGUGCUAGCUUGACCGGCUAGCUGGACUGAAGCAACAAAACCAGUAAAGUGAGAGCAGCCUCCAGGCAAAGCAAGAAUGUCAGGAAAAGAUAAAGACAAGGAGAAACAGUCCACCACAGAUCGGCUGAUUAAAGCUGUGCCAUACCCUCCACAGCAUAAGCUGACUAUAAAAGAACUGUUUGAAGAUGGUAAGCCCAAUUCAGAGCUGCUGCGUACCCACCUUGUCAAAGAGGGCAGGGUGGAGGAGGACGUGGCUCUGAAAAUUAUUAACGACGGCGCCAACAUCCUCCGUCAGGAGAAGUGUAUGCUGGAGGUGGAGGCRCCUAUAACGGUAUGUGGUGAUGUCCAYGGACAGUUUUUUGACCUCAUGAARUUGUUUGAAGUGGGUGGAUCCCCCAGCAACACGCGKUAUCUCUUCCUUGGUGACUAUGUUGAUCGAGGGUACUUCAGUAUUGAGUGUGUUCUCUACCUCUGGUCGCUGAAGAUCAACCACCCUACAACUCUUUUCCUUCUGCGUGGGAACCACGAGUGCCGGCACCUCACAGAGUAUUUCACCUUCAAACAGGAAUGUAAAAUUAAAUACUCUGAACGGGUUUAUGAUGCAUGUAUGGAAGCCUUUGACUGCCUGCCCCUUGCUGCCCUGCUUAAUCAACAGUUCCUGUGUGUACACGGCGGUCUSUCACCAGAAAUCAACUGCUUAGAUGACAUUAGAAAAUUAGACAGAUUUAAAGAGCCUCCAGCAUUUGGGCCAAUGUGUGACCUGAUUUGGGCUGACCCAGGUGAGGACUACGGCAGUGAAAAGACAUCUGAACACUUCAAUCAUAACUCUGUCAGAGGCUGCUCCUACUUUUUCAGUUAUUCAGCAGUUUGCGACUUCUUGGUAAAUAAUAACUUGCUUUCAGUUAUACGAGCUCAUGAAGCACAAGAUGCUGGGUAUCGGAUGUAUAGGAAAAGCCAGACCACAGGCUUCCCUUCAUUAAUCACAAUCUUUUCAGCUCCUAACUAUCUAGAUGUCUACAACAACAAAGCUGCUGUAUUAAAAUAUGAAAACAACGUGAUGAACAUCCGGCAAUUCAACUGCUCCCCCCACCCUUACUGGUUGCCCAACUUCAUGGAUGUCUUCACAUGGUCUUUGCCUUUUGUUGGAGAGAAAGUGACAGAGAUGCUUGUGAAUGUACUGAACAUUUGCUCUGAUGACGAGCUCAUGUCAGAAGUAGAUGAUCUGUAUGAAGGUGGGACCUCAGCAAUGCGUAAGGAGGUCAUCCGGAACAAAAUUCGUGCUGUGGGGAAAAUGGCACGUGUCUUCUCAGUUCUCAGGGAGGAAAGUGAAAGUGUGUUAACACUAAAAGGCCUGACACCAACUGGAACUCUUCCUGUGGGAGUGUUGUCAGGAGGAAAACAGACCUUACAGAGUGCUACCAUUGAGGCAGCUAAGGCUAAAGCCAUUCAAGGCUUCUCUCCCACAAGAAAGAUUCGCAACUUUGAGGAGGCCCGAGGCCUGGACAGGAUAAACGAAAGGAUGCCGCCUCGCAAAGAUGGCAAGCAGCAAGACAGCACCACCAUCAACACCACCGUCCCCAACAAGAAUGGCACAGAUGGAUAAACAGCCAAGACGCCCCUCCUCAUAUCUUCAAGUAGCCACCUGACUCCCCCUCCUCAAACAGGGUCUCUGUCUGCCUCACCUGCUCAGACUGUUCAUGUUCUCACCUGCAGACAGACAGAGACCUGAAGCCGACAGGAGACACAUCACAGAGAAAACACAAAGACAUACUGAAUGAUGUGACUGCCAGAAUAUCAUCUUAUUUAUUGAAUAAAUAUAUUAGCUGUACUGUUUAAUAGCAACACGUUUAUUGAAAAAAAAAUACAGCUGUUCAAAUGUAUAAAGAUGCUGAUCUUCUGUAUCAAACUGAUUCAAAGAUCGUUUUUUAAGUGGGUAGAAAAAGCCCAUGUUAUUCACGUGUUUAGUCACUUUUGUAUUGUUCUUUAUGUGCUUAAUAAGGUAAAACCUCAGCCUCAUUCCUUGUGGAGAGACUACAGGCAUGUGAGGAUCUACAAACAGCUCAGUGUUUACUGUCAGUUCAAAGAUAAAUUAUUUGUGCGAAGAAGCUGAAAACAAAGGUAAUAAGGGAAGUUAGGUCUUUCAGAUUAAUGUUAAUUAUUUUAUAUCUAAAGCAGUAUUUUAAAUGUGACUGAUUGGUAUAUGUUCACUUCCAGAGAAAAGGUUUCCUGUAUUAUCAUUUUUGACACGUUUAAAUGUCGAAUGCACAAUUAUUGUUCUGCUUUCAACUCGUGUUCAUCUGAUGGCAGCUAGGAUGUCCCCUCUGUCAAGAAACAGGACAAAAGAGAAAAAAAGAGAAGGGAACUUAGAAAAUAUAAUUUUCAGGCAUCAGUGUUCUCACAUCCAAGCUGGAAUCUUCUUCUUCAGCAGUGGCCAGGCUGGCUCUUUGAGUCUGAGGCCAAGAUUCAACCUUAUAUUAAAGAGGACAUAUCCUGCAAAAUCCA
Messenger RNA from Austrofundulus limnaeus, 2865 nucleotides. It is a transcript of the gene ppp3cca, whose product is annotated as protein phosphatase 3, catalytic subunit, gamma isozyme, a. The record is from RefSeq and is a predicted model, not a curated record. Gene Ontology annotation, biological process: calcineurin-mediated signaling. NCBI's taxonomy places the organism in Eukaryota, Metazoa, Chordata, Actinopteri, Cyprinodontiformes, Rivulidae. The transcript is spliced from 14 exons. Gene Ontology annotation, molecular function: calmodulin-dependent protein phosphatase activity. Bases 440 to 1966 code for a protein of 508 amino acids.